AGAAAAUGUCCUACUGUGCCUGGGUGAAGGAGGAGAUUCACAGGGAUAAUUUCAGUCCUGGACAGUACAACUGCAGUCAGUGUGAUUAUCCACUCUUCUCCAGUUCUUCUAAGUAUGAGCAUGACACUCCCUGGCCUGCCUUCACCCAGCCAAUCCAUCCAGACUCAUUGUUAAAGGAGGCUGAAAAUGAGCCCCAGAUGUCCAGUAAGAACCUGGCUCUGAAAGUAUCAUGUGGAAAGUGUAAGAACUCUUUGGGGCAUGAGUUUGUUGGGGAUGGUCCAGGUGGUAAAUCCAGGUUUUGAAUAUUCAGCCACUCCCUCAAAUUCUUGAAGAAGGAAUAAGAAGGAGAUUUUCAAUUAUCGUUGUACUGUACUGCUGCAGUGAGACCUACAGUAAUAAUCAGAAAGACCCGAAAUGAAUUGACAGUUAAUCUGGCGAUCUUACAUAAAUAUCUCUGGCAAUUUCAAUAUCUCAAAAAGGCAGACCACAUAUUUUGGAAAUGGUAGGACUAGGGUUGUUUUGUUAUUACUUUUUCAUUAAUCACAUUUGUAAAAUCAAAUUGUAAAGUCGUCUGAUUAAUUGUAAAUUAAUUCCGGGUCUUUCUGAUUAGCACGGUAUAAAACUGUGGAUUAUGAAGACGACUUUCAGUUUUGAUUUUAUAUAUUCUAAUAAACAAAUAAUACAGCGGCAAUUGUGCAAAAGACCCACAUCAAGUAACAAUUUUAUUUUCAAUCUGCGCACUAUUUGCAUAACAUCCAUAGCAACAUCAAUUAAUCACAAAAAAUUGCUUAAAUGUCGGCUUUUUAUUCCAAAGUUUUAUAGGUCCCACUGUAGUCUGUAUAUGUGUACUUUGUACUACUACUGUUCUAUUUCUGGAGAAAAAAUGAUAUUGUUAUGUAUAGUGUUUGUACAGUGUUCACAAUUAUGUGGUAUUUUAUUGUGUUAUAUUAAAUACAAUUAACUCUUUUUUUCCAUAAUGCUUCAUGUGUACUUGUUUAAAAAUUGCACUGCUACAUUUCUACAUGAUUGUACUACAGAAACGAAAUUACACAAACCAUGUUGACCUGAAGCCUCAUCAUCAAUCUUAGUUUGUUCACAGAGUUACCAGCGCGCAAAAGUCUAGAAAGUUCCGUAUAUUUGACUGUAAAGUUCAAUCCUUUCUGGUAUAAAAAAAACGCUAAAUGAUUAUAAAUGUAUAUCAUCACCCUCCUCUUAUUUUUGCAGCAACAACCCUUGUCAUGUCUGAUUUGGAUUUGUAUACAGGGUUUCCCACAAAGGGACUUCAGAGACGACUCUACGGAAUUUUUACGGCAUUUUGUUCAUAUAUCCAUGUGUUUUGUAACUUGUUUCGUUCUUUGCUAAAUUAUUAAAGAAGCUGUGUUGAAGGCAACUCCGUGUACAUAAAUAGAGUAAAAUUCUUGCUUUAAAAUGAAGCCUUAUUGGUCCCGUGCAUAGUGCACUCCCUUAAGACUGAUGACACGCUGCAAGUGUUUUUUAACAAUUUAGUAAUUUUGUAGCAUACAAAGUUUCUCUUGAAUAAAUAUUAAUAAAAAAGA
Messenger RNA from Eurytemora carolleeae, 1556 nucleotides. Its product is annotated as methionine-R-sulfoxide reductase B1. Gene Ontology annotation, molecular function: peptide-methionine (R)-S-oxide reductase activity. The record is from RefSeq and is a predicted model, not a curated record. Lineage: Eukaryota; Metazoa; Arthropoda; Copepoda; Calanoida; Temoridae.